GUCUGUUCCGCCCGACUCUAACAUGGCGGCGCCCUUUGUCUGCUCCGGAGUGCAGCCCCCGGCCUUCUCGCGGCCGUGAUGCGCCUCCCUCUGUGGCGGGCUUCGGGACAUGGCAGGUAAUGAGCUGGAGGAGGGGAGCCAAGCUGGAGUUUACACAGACAAACUGUCAGAGAAGAGUGGCCUGGGCUAUCUGGAGAUCUGAGUGCCGGGAAUCCAGGAUCUUAUACUUGGUAGCCAUGGACUUCCCCCAGCACAGCCAGCAUGUCUUGGAGCAGCUGAACCAGCAGCGGCAACUAGGGCUUCUGUGUGACUGCACCUUUGUGGUAGACGGUGUUGACUUCAAGGCCCACAAGGCAGUGCUGGCGGCCUGCAGCGAGUACUUCAAGAUGCUGUUUGUGGACCAGAAGGACGUGGUGCACCUGGACAUCAGUAACGCGGCAGGCCUGGGGCAGGUGCUCGAGUUCAUGUACACUGCCAAGCUGAGCCUGAGUCCUGAGAAUGUGGAUGACGUGUUAGCCGUGGCCAGCUUCCUGCAGAUGCAGGACAUCAUCACAGCCUGCCACGCACUCAAGUCACUCACUGAGUCAGCCACCAGUAGUGGGGACAGUGUCGAGGCCUCAGCCCUGGAAGGAGGGGACAAGAGAGCCAAAGAGGAAAAGGCUGCCGCCGCCACACUGAGCAGGCUGGAACCAGUGAGAAGCUGUUCACUCACAGGCCCAGGCAGGGAGCUUAAAGAGGAGCGGGGUGGCCAAGCUGAGAGUGCAGCCAGUGGUGCAGAACAGACAGAGAAGGCUGAUGCCCCCCGGGAACCUCCACCUGCAGAACUUAAGCCAGACCCAAGUGGCAUGGCUGCUGCAGAAGCUGAGGCUGCCCUAUCUGAGAGCUCAGAGCAAGAAAUAGAAGUGGAACCAGCCAGCAAAGGAGAAGAGGAGGAGGAGGCAGGGCCUGCUGCAGUCAAGGAAGAGGGGCUGCACCUGGAGAACGGGGAGCCCCCUGAGGAGAGUGAGUCUGCGGGCACAGACUCUGGGCAGGAGCUCUGCACAGAGGUCCGGAGCCUGCGCUCAGGCACCUACGGGGAUCGCACCGAGUCCAAGGCCUAUGGCUCCAUCAUCCACAAGUGUGAGGACUGUGGGAAGGAAUUCACACACACAGGAAACUUCAAACGACACAUCCGCAUCCACACGGGCGAGAAACCCUUCUCGUGUCGGGAGUGCAGCAAAGCAUUCUCAGACCCCGCUGCAUGCAAGGCCCAUGAGAAGACCCACAGCCCAUUGAAGCCUUAUGGCUGCGAGGAGUGUGGCAAGAGCUACCGGCUCAUCAGCUUGCUGAACCUGCACAAGAAGCGGCACUCAGGCGAGGCGCGGUACCGCUGUGGGGACUGUGGCAAGCUCUUCACCACUUCGGGCAACCUCAAGCGCCACCAGCUGGUGCACAGUGGUGAGAAGCCCUACCAGUGUGACUACUGUGGCCGCUCCUUCUCUGACCCCACAUCCAAGAUGCGCCACCUGGAGACUCAUGACACUGACAAGGAACACAAGUGCCCGCACUGUGACAAGAAGUUCAACCAGGUGGGGAACCUGAAGGCCCACCUGAAGAUCCACAUCGCCGACGGGCCCCUCAAGUGCCGAGAGUGUGGGAAGCAGUUCACCACCUCAGGGAACCUCAAACGGCACCUGCGUAUCCACAGCGGGGAGAAGCCCUACGUAUGCAUUCACUGCCAGCGGCAGUUCGCGGACCCUGGCGCGCUGCAGCGGCAUGUUCGGAUCCACACGGGGGAGAAGCCCUGCCAGUGUGUGAUGUGUGGCAAAGCUUUCACCCAGGCCAGCUCCCUCAUCGCCCACGUGCGCCAGCACACAGGAGAGAAGCCCUAUGUCUGCGAGCGCUGCGGCAAGAGGUUCGUCCAGUCCAGCCAGUUGGCCAAUCACAUCCGCCACCAUGACAACAUCCGACCCCACAAGUGCAGCGUGUGCAGCAAGGCCUUUGUGAAUGUGGGGGACCUGUCCAAGCACAUCAUCAUCCACACUGGAGAGAAGCCGUACCUGUGUGACAAGUGUGGUCGGGGCUUCAACCGGGUGGACAACCUGCGUUCCCAUGUGAAGACUGUGCACCAGGGCAAAGCAGGCAUCAAGAUCCUGGAGCCAGAAGAAGGUGGUGAGGUCAGCGUGGUCACUGUGGAUGACAUGGUCACACUGGCCACAGAGGCACUGGCAGCAACAGCCGUCACUCAGCUUACAGUGGUACCAGUGGGGGCCGCAGUGACAGCAGAUGAGACGGAAGUACUCAAAGCCGAGAUCAGCAAGGCUGUGAAGCAGGUGCAGGAAGAAGACCCCAACACCCACAUCCUCUACGCGUGUGACUCCUGUGGAGACAAGUUCUUGGAUGCCAACAGCCUGGCCCAGCACGUUCGGAUCCACACAGCCCAGGCACUGGUCAUGUUCCAGACAGAUGCGGACUUCUACCAACAGUAUGGGCCAGGCACCACAUGGCCAACUGGGCAGGUGCUACAGACUGGUGAGCUGGUCUUUCGCCCUCGGGAUGGAGCUGACGGCCAGCCUGCACUGGCAGAGACCCCACCUGCAGCUGCUGAAUGUUCACCACCUGCAGAGUGAGCAGGCAGCCCUUCUGACUGUUUUAUUUAAGGAUGGAUGGCACCCUAGAACCCUAGAGAAUAAACUUGAUUAUUUUCUAA
Jaculus jaculus (lesser Egyptian jerboa) is the source of this 2689-nucleotide messenger RNA. It is a transcript of the gene Zbtb17, whose product is annotated as zinc finger and BTB domain containing 17. The transcript has 17 exons. Gene Ontology annotation, biological process: regulation of transcription by RNA polymerase II. Bases 120 to 2609 code for a protein of 829 amino acids. Gene Ontology annotation, molecular function: RNA polymerase II cis-regulatory region sequence-specific DNA binding; DNA-binding transcription factor activity, RNA polymerase II-specific; protein binding. NCBI's taxonomy places the organism in Eukaryota, Metazoa, Chordata, Mammalia, Rodentia, Dipodidae. The record is from RefSeq and is a predicted model, not a curated record.